This is a messenger RNA of Metopolophium dirhodum (rose-grain aphid), 2776 nucleotides long. RefSeq lists its product as uncharacterized. Gene Ontology annotation, molecular function: RNA binding; ribonuclease T2 activity. Gene Ontology annotation, cellular component: extracellular region. The record is from RefSeq and is a predicted model, not a curated record. The coding region runs from base 690 to 2438 and encodes 582 amino acids. Gene Ontology annotation, biological process: RNA catabolic process. The transcript is spliced from 9 exons. NCBI's taxonomy places the organism in Eukaryota, Metazoa, Arthropoda, Insecta, Hemiptera, Aphididae.
UAAUAUAAUAUAUCAUAAUAUAAUUUCAUAAUAAUAUAGCCGUGUAAAUGGAGUGGUAACUAGUAACCACGGUUUAAAAAUGCGGUAGUAUGUACAGUAACACACUGGUAUACACACAAUAUUUUGCGCAAAUCAAUAAAAUGCCACUCCGCCUGUAUAUACUGGCAUUUUGCCAUUUUGGCAUAUUAUCGUUUUGUACGGCAGCACCACACUGCACACUGCACGACAGAGCGGACGGACGGAGACGACAGAGUUGUUGUACUGCUGCAGUGGUGCACCAUUGCGCCGUUGUCGUAUGCAUAAAGUCCUGUCCGCGAGGACAGCUGCAGCUGCAGCUCAGUAGCUCACUGCCGGUAGUAAAAACCGUAUCGCCGCGAUCUGACGUCAUUCGUCCGCGAGUGUGUGGGGCCGUGACCGACCGACAUUCGUACACACUGUGCGUAGCCGUAGCGUCAUUUCGAUUUGCAGUUCCGCACUGAAUGGUGAUAAAUCAAAAUUCAGGCGAAUAUUGUUAUCGAGCAUUCGAAUUUCGAAGCGAGCGCUGAGCGCUAACACAGGUGAGCUCUCGGUUCAGUGUUUCACGUAAUAGUACCAAUUUGUUUUUGUUUUUUUUGUAACACCAUUUUUGACAGCUUAUCAUUGUUUUGACGUACAAUAAUAUUUUACUAAACGAAGGUCCGAAUCUCAAAAUGGGAAUGAGUAAGAGGACAGCUCUGCUGUCGGCAGUCAUAGUGACAUUUGGUCUUGGUACACUGUACUUGGGAUUGAAUAUGAAAACUCCACGCCCUCCAAAAGAUCCUAAUAGUUGGGACAUACUUAUAUUCACACAAACUUGGCCAAACACAUUAUGUUAUUCGUGGAAAAGAAGUAAUCCUGCACACACAUGUAACUUGCCAUCCGACAAGAAUAUUUGGACUGUUCAUGGCGUAUGGCCUACAAAACUUGGAACAGUUGGUCCAGGAUUUUGUAACAAAUCUUUGGUGUUUAAUCCUGCUUCUAUUUAUGGCAUAAAAGAUAAAUUAAAUCAAUAUUGGACAGAUAUAGAGAUUCCACCUAGUAAUACUACUGAAGGAAAUUUUACAAGCAUUGAUACAUCGCAUAAAAAAGAAAGUAUUUAUUUUCACGAAUGGGAAAAACAUGGUACAUGUGCUGUAGCACUACCAGCCUUAGACUCAGAAUUUAAAUACUUCUAUCAAGGAAUUGAAUGGUCUGAGAAGUACAAUAUGAGGGACGUUUUAGACAAAAGUAAUAUAAAAAUAAAUAGCACAUUCCAUGUAGAUGAUUAUUGGAAAGCAGUGAAGUCAGUUUUGAAAACAAAUGCAUGGAUUGAAUGUGAAACCAAACAUGAUACAAAGGAACAAAUGUUGGCCGAAAUAAGGAUAUGUUUUGAUAAAACUUUAAAACUAAUUGAUUGUGAUGGCAUUAUGAAACCUAGAAAGGGGCCAAUGAAGAAGUCUCAUGCAUUAACUAAUUGUGAUACAAAAAAACCUAUUUUGUACUUGGAUCAUGUUCCAGAACUGAAUAUUUCUACUAAUACUAAUUCUACAAACUCUAAUUCUACUUCUACAGACGCUAUUCUUACAAACCCUAAUUCUACUGUUGAUGAGCACUCAAAGCACAGGUUAAAACGAAAAGUAUCUGAUAGCCCAGAUGAGUGGAUAACUAAAAGUCCUCGUCAAAUUAACAGAUCACAUUCAUAUCAGCCUCGCACAAAUUCUUCAUAUAAUCAGAAUUUAUAUCGAUCAAAUUCAUACCCUUAUAUACCACGCAAAGAAUGGGAUAUAUUGGUAUUUUCUCAGUCAUGGCCGUAUACGUUUUGUCACACUUGGACUGUUAAUUCAAAUACUCACACUUGCAACUUACCAGCCAAUCGUAAUCAAUGGACAAUACAUGGAAUUUGGCCAUCUAAAAUUGGUGCCUUUGGUCCAUCUUUUUGCAACAAUCAAACAACAUUUAAUUUAAAUGCUUUAAAUACCAUUAUUCCUGAAUUAAAAAAUCGUUGGACAGAAAUAAAAGAGUCAAAGACAUGGACAAGGAAACAAGAAGGUGAACUGUGGAGACAUGAAUGGAUAAAACACGGAACAUGUUCUAAAUCACUGCCAACUUUAGAUUCAGAAUUAAAAUAUUUUAAUCAAGGGUUAGAUUGGUCUAAACAAUAUGUACUGAGUGAUUUAUUAGAACAGGGAGGCAUUAAGCCUAAUGGCAGUUAUCCUAUAACUCAAAUUUGGCAUACAUUAAGAACUGGAUUGGGAAAAAACCCACAUAUCGAUUGUUAUUAUGAAAGCCGUACCAACAAACCUUAUAUUGAUGAAGUGCGUAUAUGUUUUAACAAAUCAUUAGAAUUGAUUGAUUGUGAUCCGUUCAGAAGAAACAGCAAUAAACCAUCUACAAAUUGUCCUUUGGAUAAAGAAAUAUUUUACAUAGGAGCUGUAGUUUAAUCUUGAAGUAUUCUCUUAUUAAUAUGUGUAUGGUAUGCUAAGAUCAGUAAGAUCUGAAUAGAAGAUAAGAAUAUAAUGUAGUCAUGUCACAUUUAAAUAUAAUGUUUCAAUUAAAAUUUCACAGUUACAUUUUUAAAUAAGUACAAAAUAUUCAAACAAUAUAUUUUAUUAUAAUAUACAAUAUAAUAUUGUCUUGUUUAUAAUAAUUUUUAUAGUAAUAUGUACAUUUUUAAUCUUUUUUCACUAAAUAUUGACAGCUUUGUUUUAGUGAAGCUUUGUAUUCUAUACAUUUUUGUUUUAUCAUUUUUAAUUUCUAUAUUAUAUUUGUAUAUUUUGUA